Molecule: messenger RNA, 3654 nt
Organism: Clarias gariepinus (North African catfish)
Lineage: Eukaryota; Metazoa; Chordata; Actinopteri; Siluriformes; Clariidae
Gene: aldh16a1
Product: aldehyde dehydrogenase 16 family, member A1
Exons: 17
Coding region: 299-2683 (794 amino acids)
Molecular function (GO): oxidoreductase activity, acting on the aldehyde or oxo group of donors, NAD or NADP as acceptor
Source: RefSeq, a predicted model, not a curated record
UAUGUGUCACCGCGCUUCAGCACGGGCACGUGCAGGGUGAAAAAUCUAGGGAUAUUCAUUCCGUUUGUAACGCGCGUGGGCUUAAUUUAAAAUUAAUCACGUGUCUUAAAACGCCUACGUCAUAAUUUUCUGGUUUAGCCGCACUCUGUAUUCAGAGUCUUUUAUUCUGUUUUAUAAUUGUUUUAGUUGGAGUUAUUUCCGUGUGUUUAGGUUCUCUGUAACGGACAGCGACUAUAUACAGGUGUGUGUGUGUGUGUGUGUGUGUGUGUGAGAGAGAGAGAGAGAGAGUGUGUGUGUUAUGGCAGACAGAAGCUCAGACUGUGUGUACAACAUCUUCAAGUGCAUGGAGUUCGGACCUUCAGCUCAGAGUCCAGCUGUUACUGCGGGGGCAUGGUUGGAGCAGCACUCUUGCUCCCUCGGUCUGUUUAUUGACGGGAAGUUUGUGCACCCGGGGGACCGAGAGACGCUCACAGUGUCUGACUCUAAAGGUGAGAGUGUGUGCACCGUGCUGUGUGCUGAGGAUGAGGAUGUGUCGAGCUGCGUCUCUUCAGCUGCUGCGGGGUGCGCGGUGUGGGGUGAGCUGAGUGACGCGCGCAGAGCCAGAGUCCUGCUCAGGUUUGUGAGUGUGUUGCAGAGGUACAGCCAGUGUGUGUGUGAAGUGUGUGAUCUGUGUCAGACUCCCAGCUCCGUCCCAACACUCGUCCGACUCACACAGUAUUACGCUGGCUGGGCUCAGGUCCGACACACACUCCUGUCUGAGUGGAAAUCACCAGGCGUGGUUGCAGUGGUGAUAUCAGAUGAUGCUCUUUUCUACUCCAUGUGGUUGAAGGUCCUUCCAGCUCUUGCUUUAGGUAACACUGUAAUUGUGGUUCCUGGAGUGAAGAAGGCCCCGCCCACCCUCCUUUUGGCCCAGCUGUUUAUGGAGGCGGGACUUCCUGCUGGUGUGCUGAGUGUGGUGACGGGUCACGACUCGAUGGGAGUCAGAGUGGCUCAGAACCCAGGCAUCAGCUACGCCACCUACAGUGGGAGCAAACAGGAUGGAGAGGCGCUGGUGAAGCAGGUGGCUGGGCGUGGUCUCCCCGUCUCUCUCUCCCUGUCUGUCUGCUCCGUCUGUCCGUUCAUCAUCUUUGAGAGUGCAGACGUGGACAGCGCUGUGGACGGACUGACGGACGCCGCUUUCACAAACUAUACCGAGGUGAAGAGCUACACUUGGGUGGUGUGUGUGCAGGAGUCAGUGUAUGAUGCUGUGGUGGAGAAGCUGAAGUUCAGGAUGGCCGGGAUGAAGUGUAUUGGUGUUCAUGACGAGGGUGAGAAAGGGCGAGUGGACGCUGCAGUGCAGGAGGCUGUACAGCAGGGGGCGAUGUUGAUCCAGUCUUGUCCUCCAGGCUCCUCUGGACGUGUGUACCCCCCCACAGUGGUGUAUAAUGUGGCUCCCUCCUGCCCCCUGGUGGUGUCUCCUCCACCCGGCCCCAUAGUGCCCCUGCUGUCCUUUAGGAGUGCUGCAGAGGGAGUGACUUUGGGAAACUACAGACCUCACGGUCGAGCUGCUUCCAUCUGGACUGAAGAUCUGACACUGGCUUUGGAGACUGCAAAGAGUCUGUGUGUGGGUUUGGUGUGUGUGAACACUCACUCUGUGACAGAUCCUUCGCUCCCGCAGUCUGGACGGAGAGAAAGUGGAACCUGCACUGACGGGGGACGAGAGGGUCUGUAUCAGUUCCUGCGUGUGUCUGUGGCUCCGCCCCGCUCCGAACCCACCGCUCUGGACUACACCAAGUUUGGUACCGCAGUGUCCGGGUUCCAGGUGCCGGAAAGUUCUGACCAGUCCAGUGUCUCUCGCUCCUGCUCUCACCUGGUAGGAGGGAAGGUGUGUAAAGCUGAUUCAGGCUGCAGUAGGCCCGUGCAGACACCAGGGGGUGCUGUUUUGGCUCAUUGUCCAGAUGGAGGCAGGAAAGACGUCCGUAACGCAGUAAACGCUGCGCUGAAGGUCCAGCCGGGGUGGAUGAAGAAAAGCCCCGCGGCGCGAGCGCUCGCCCUCUACUCCCUCGCCGACAGUCUGGACAAGAGAAGACAGGACAUGGCUGUGUCUCUCCACACUCAGACUGGCGUCUCGAUGGAGGAGGCGGCACAGGAGGUGGAGCUGAGCGUCGCCAGGCUUUCUGAUUGGGCCGCGCGGUGCGAUAAGCAGAACGGACACGUGUCGCUCCUCCCUCAGACUGGCUCCGCCCUCACCAUCCCGGAGGCUUUAGGAGUCGUGGGCGUGGUGCUGCCCGACACUAAGCCUCUUCUCUCCAUGGUGACCGUUCUGGGGGCGACUGUUUCCGUGGGCAAUGCCAUCGUCAUGGUGCCGAGCGAGAAGUUCCCUCUUCCAGCUCUCGAUUUCAUUACGGUUCUCCAGGCGUCUGACGUUCCUGCGGGCGUGGUCAGCAUCAUCAGUGGUGGGAAGGAUCAGCUGACCCAGGCUUUGGCCAGUCACAAUGAGAUCCAGGCCGUGUGGUACUGGGGCAGCGCUGAGGGCUGUCAGUUUCUGCAGUACUCUAGUCCUCUGAAGCGUCUGUGGCUGCAUCAUGAGGAAGAGGAGGAUGAAGCUGGAGGAAAAUUCUGGACCAAGUGGAGUUUCUCAGUGCAGGAGGAGAUGUGGAGAGAGUGUGUGGUGUGGAAGAGUGUAUGGAUCCCCACUGCUUAAAGACACACACACACACACACACACAGUGAGCGAUAAAGGGUUUGUGUGUGUUGCUGUUAAUGAUACGAAAAGAAAAUAAUGGGUUAGAAAUAUAUUCUAGUAAAUAUAGUGGAUUAUUAAAUCAGAAUAUUCUGACAGAUCGUGUGUGUGUGUGUGUGUCUAAGAGAGGGAGACACGGAGCUGUUUCAGCUUUUUGAGGACAAAAUGAAGAAGUGAAAGUUCUUUGUGUCAGUAAAACAGCCUUUAAAAAGGUUCUCCAUUGCAAACCUUUCCAGCCAUAAGUAUAUACACCCUUUUAUUUACCGCAGAGGAACUUGAGCAUGUGGUUGAUACUUCAGACAUUCCAGAAUAAAAAUAUGAUUAUGCAAAUUAUAUUUAAACAUUCAGUUUCACAUCAGUAAUUUAAAAGAGAAAUGAAAUCAUUAAUAAAAUUUUAGGCUGAAAAGCAGCGGCUGGAAACUUGAGACUGAAAAAAGCUCAAAUUCUCCCGUUAAUACAAUUAGUGCAAACUAAUUACUAAUUAAUUUAAUAUAAUUUCAGUUAGUGGAUGUCUUCCUGUUAUGUCGUCUCUGUGUUUAACGCCACCUACUGGUCCUAAUCUCCCUCAUCCUAUAUACAUCUCUUGUGUAGUCCCAUCGCCCAUAACAAACUCCUUCCUCAUCUUCCUCAUCCUCUCCCCAGUUUCUAAAUUACUUUUCACAGUGUACUAAACUUCUCCAAAUUCAUGGACACCACGCAGCGGCAUGUGAGUGUUUAUAUACGGAGUGAAGACAUUGGGUUUUAUAUCCUCACGGAUGUACAGAGACGGUUUUUACAGGAAGUGAAGAGGUUUCAGUUCAUAAAUUUUGUAAUUGAAACCAAUCCACAUGGUAUGUUACCUGCUGAAGCUGAUGAGCUCUGCUUAUAAAAACCAAGUAAACUGUAAAGCUCUAAUAAUGAGUCUACUUCAUCAUUAAAUGAUUUCUAUUAAA